UACAGAUAUGUGUGAUACAGAAAUGUCAAAUAUAGCAUUCUAAGCAUUAAAACUAGUCUUGUGUGUUGCAUCGAACAGAGAUAUUCAUGGAAAUGUUAGUGUAUAUUAUCAAAAAAAUUAUUUUUUUGAUCAUGUGCUGUGCUAUUUUAUUCGAUUUCUGCACAACGAUGUCAGUUAAUACAACAAAAUUAAAAGAGUCGGAUCAUUGUGAAGAAGUGCCGAGUGAAAUAUUACAACGAAUUCAAGGGCCGGCAUUUUUGCCGCGUUACAUGAAUGUACGAAAUGAGACGUUGGAAAGUGAAUAUGAAUAUUUAUUCAGUUCGCAUAAUACAAGCCGCAAACGAGAAGCCGAUUUGGAUAUAUCGUCAUUUUAUGUGACUGACGAGAAUAUGGAGGUAUUGAGUGAAGAACCAGCAUGGGAAGUCAAAUGGGAAACAGUUCAAACGCAGAAUCGAAGACGGAAAAAAAGAAGUUUGCUGCCAAUCGGCGUUAAUUCAAAAGUCGAGACCGAACCAUUGGGUACAUUGAGCCGAACCAAACGACAAAGUCGACCCCGUGUUUCAUUUAAUCAAAUCGAACCAUGGCAAUGCGAACGAAAAGUUAAAUGGAAUGAUCUUGGUGGCGAUUAUUAUCCAUCAUAUAUCAAAACAAUUGAAUGUACAAGUCCACACUGUUAUUAUAAACAGUACAAUUGUAUGCCAAGAAAUUUUGCCGUUCGAUUAUUGCAUCGGCGAAAAGGUGUUUGUGCGGAAGCAUCCACUCUUCGGGAGUAUGGAUACACCGGUGAAGGAGAUGUUGAGUUUUGGCAAUGGGUUGAGGUCCCCGUUACGUUCUGUUGUGAUUGCGUCAAAGCUGCAAAUCGAUAUUAAUCAACACAAUUGAAUUUAAAAAGAAAAUUAUUUUUUUAAUGAUAAUAUUAUAGAUUAAUUUUUUGUGACGGAUUUCUAUGUGGAAAUCCAAUAUUGG
Contarinia nasturtii (swede midge) is the source of this 966-nucleotide messenger RNA. Its product is annotated as protein trunk-like. Gene Ontology annotation, molecular function: signaling receptor binding. Bases 87 to 869 code for a protein of 260 amino acids. The record is from RefSeq and is a predicted model, not a curated record. NCBI's taxonomy places the organism in Eukaryota, Metazoa, Arthropoda, Insecta, Diptera, Cecidomyiidae. The transcript has a single exon.